This is a messenger RNA of Neoarius graeffei (lesser salmon catfish), 649 nucleotides long. It is a transcript of the gene fgf6b, whose product is annotated as fibroblast growth factor 6b. Lineage: Eukaryota; Metazoa; Chordata; Actinopteri; Siluriformes; Ariidae. Gene Ontology annotation, molecular function: fibroblast growth factor receptor binding; growth factor activity. Bases 1 to 615 code for a protein of 204 amino acids. The transcript is spliced from 3 exons. Gene Ontology annotation, cellular component: cytoplasm. Gene Ontology annotation, biological process: fibroblast growth factor receptor signaling pathway; cell differentiation; regulation of cell migration. The record is from RefSeq and is a predicted model, not a curated record.
AUGGCCAUUGCGCGAAGGUCGCUCGUCAGUAUGGUCCGCGAGGCCAGCGCGCGCUGGCCGCUCGCCGCUGUGCUCUUUCUGGGCUUGCUUACCGGGAUCGGGCCGCCCAGCGCCAGCGCCAUGAACGGGACUUGGCCCGAGCGCCGCUGGGAGAGCCUGCUGUCGCGCUCUGUGCUGGCCAUCUCGGGCGAGAGGGCGGACACGAGCUGGGAGAGCGACUAUUUGCUGGGCAUCAAGCGCGUGCGGCGGCUCUACUGCAACGUGGGCAUCGGGUUUCACCUGCAGGUCCUCCCAGAUGGCCGGAUCAACGGUGUGCACGACGAGAGCCAGUACAGUCUGAUCGAGAUCUCUGCGGUGGAGCGCGGGGUGGUGAGUCUGUACGGCGUGAAGAGCGAGCUGUUCGUCGCCAUGAGUAGCAGGGGAAGACUGUACGGCACGCCCACCUUUAAACACGAGUGCAAGUUCAAGGAAACCUUGCUGCCAAAUAACUAUAAUGCCUACGAGUCUUCCGUUUACAAGGGAUUCUAUAUCGCUCUCAGCAAACACGGCAGAGUGAAGAGAGGCAACAAGGCCAGCACCUCCAUGACAGUCACUCACUUCCUCCCGCGAAUAUGAGCAAGACUGGCUCUCGUUUUGCACAUGUGGUUUG